This is a messenger RNA of Drosophila suzukii, 1638 nucleotides long. RefSeq names its product apyrase. The record is from RefSeq and is a predicted model, not a curated record. Gene Ontology annotation, biological process: proteoglycan biosynthetic process. Lineage: Eukaryota; Metazoa; Arthropoda; Insecta; Diptera; Drosophilidae. Gene Ontology annotation, molecular function: UDP phosphatase activity; GDP phosphatase activity; calcium ion binding.
CUCUUCAGCACCAGCUCUGGUCACACCUCCAGCAUCCAAACAACAAUUCCGCAGGGCAGAGCAGCCCCCAAAAAGUGGACACAUCACCGAGAUCGCGAACGAGAUCUUGCUGACGUGCGACCAGAUGCAGAGCCCCGCCUUCGCGUAUCGGGAACUCGCAGAUCACUCGCCGCGCGCCAUGUACAUGCGCGACUGGCGGUCGGCCCUGCGGACGCCCACAUACCGGAUUGGGAAUAGGACGGUGCGCUUCAACUACCACUUCGCCCUGCUUAUCGCCUGCGCCCUCAUUCUGGCCCUGCUCUUCUACUUUUCGCGCCAGGGCUCGCACUCUUCCUCCUCCUCGGACGGCUACUGGCUGCGCAGGGGAUUCACGGAGGCCCGGAGUCUGGACAAUGGUGCGGUGGUCCAUGUCUACAAUGCCACAUAUCCACUGACGCCGCCCAUGGUGCUGCGUGGCGGGGUGAUCAACUACCGGAUAGCCAUGAUAGCCGACCUGGACACCAACUCCAAGGUGACCAAGAGCGACGGCAGCAUCACGUGGCGAAGCUACCUGAAGAAGGGCUACCUCACCUACACGGUGGCCAGGGCCGAGAUCCAGAUCAGUUGGGAUGAUGGGGCGCCCACGGUGCUGGAAUCUGCAUUUUCGCUGAAGGGUCGGGGUAUGGAGCUCUCCGAGCUGGUCACAUUUGACGGGCGCCUCCUCAGCUUCGACGAUCGCACGGGACUGAUAUACGAGAUUGUGAACGACAAGCCCAUUCCCUGGGUGAUCCUGCUCGAUGGCGACGGGCACAGUGCCAAGGGCUUCAAGUCCGAGUGGGCCACAGUGAAGCAGCAAACACUAUAUGUCGGCUCCAUGGGCAAGGAGUGGACGACAAGUGCGGGCGACUUUGAGAACAACAACCCCAUGUACGUAAAGGCAAUCUCGCCGUCCGGUGAGGUGCGGUCCCUCAACUGGGUGGACAACUUCAAGCAGCUGCGCCUGCAGUCGCAACAUACCUGGCCAGGCUACAUGAUCCACGAGAGUGCGUGGUCUGACGAAAAGCAUCGGUGGUUCUUCCUGCCCAGGCGCUGCUCUAAAGAAAAAUACAACGAAACCAAGGACGAGUACAUGGGCUGCAAUGUCCUGGUGUCCGCCGACGAAAGCUUUACGAAUAUCGACACCGUACGCCUUGAUCCUGAGAAUACGACGCCCACGCACGGCUUCUCGAGCUUCAAGUUCCUGCCCGGCACUGAUGACUCCAUUAUCGUGGCCCUCAAGUCGGAGGAGCUGAACGGCAAGACGGCCACCUUCAUAACAGCCUUUGACAUUACGGGCAAGACACUGCUGCCCGAGGUGCGGAUCGAAACGGAUUACAAGUACGAGGGAUUCGAGUUCAUUUAGCUCGUCAUCCCACGCCAUACCACCACACUCCACUCGACUUCGAUCCAGGUGCUCCAGUUUUAAGUGUGUACAUAAUGUAUUAAUGUCCCAUACGGUAAGCUUUAUAUUUAUAGUCAGCUAGGUUAGUCCAGAGAUGCUCAUCUGCCUCGUGACCCGUGACUCCAUAUCCCGUCUUGUACCAUAGCACAAAUCCAAUUUAGUUUAUUUUUAUUGAAAUUGAAAUAUAAAACGUACAAAGCCGGUGGCAAACUCAGAAA